AGGCCUCGCAUCCUUAUCUCUUGGAGUUUGUACCUAUUCAUAGAUGAGAUCAUAGAGUUUCUUCUACAUACUUCGAUUCAAGUUUACUCAAACUAUGCCGGAUACAGAAAUUUCCCCAUCUGCCACCGUUCCUUCCACGGAUACGAAGGAAUCGGACGCUUCAACAAAGGAUAACGAAGCGGUCGAUGCCGAGACCAAAGAAGGUGAGACCACUGAAGCUGACAUGAAGGAGAAAAAAGAUGAAAAGAAAGGAAAUGGAUUGAUAGACAAUAUAGAUAUAAGUCGGGAGGCGCGAAAUCGCGUAAAGUUGUAUGUGCUGUGUGAUCAACGGGUUUGGGAUGACCGCGGUACGGGUCACGUGGCUUGCGUUCAAAUACCUAAUCAACAAGGUUUUGUCAUUAUUGUUAGGUUGGAAUCGGCAACGAGUGGUCAAGAUAAGAAUGUGCUCGAAUCAAAAAUUCUCAUGGAUACCGUUUAUCAAAAGCAGCAGGAAACCCUGAUUGUGUGGUCAGAAUCCGACACAUGCGACCUGGCGCUCAGCUUCCAGGAAAAGUCAGGUUGUGAAGAGAUCUGGGCUAAGAUUUGUGAAGUCCAAGGACGUGACCCUGGAGAUGCGGAUGGCGGCUACGAUGAGAUGGAUGACGGCGAGUUGAGCGAAGGCUCCUCGAAUGCAUUGGCCGGUGGAGGUGCUGCUGGUCGUGUCGUCAUUCCACCGAUUGAAGUUGGUCGUUUGGCCGAAGUAGACACAAUGAUUCAAAAUCAUCUUGCUACGCAAGUGUUGCGAGAGAAAAUGGCCAACGCGAUCGAGUCAGAAGGAGUUUUGCCGAAAUUGGUCGAUGUUUUUCAUAUGUGUGAAGAUAUAGAACAUAAGGAUGGGCUUCGUACAUUAUAUUCUAUUGCAAAAAAUCUAUUCAUGUUGAAUAGAAAUAGCCUUAAUGAGACACUGCUGAGUGAUAAAUAUCUCAAAGACCUCAUUGGUAUGCUAGAAUAUGAUCCAGCCCAUGAAGCGCCUCGUAAACAUCGAGAAUUUCUUUAUGAGAAGGCAAAAUUCCGUGAAGUGCUGCCCAUUGCUAACGAGGAACUCAAGGAGAAAAUUCAUCAAACUUAUCGAGUCCAGUACUUGCAAGAUGUUUGCCUACCUGCUCCAUCACUCUUUGAAGAAAAUCUCCUCUCCGUUUUGAAUAGUUAUCUGUUUUUCAACAGAAUUGAUAUAGUCAAUAUGCUACAGAAGGAUAAACGGUUGAUGAAAGAACUUUUUGAUCAACUUCGAGAUCCCGAGACAACUGUUGCGAGGCGGAGAGAUCUGGCAUUUUUCCUCAAAGAGUUCAUCACGCUUAGCCAGGGUUUGCCACCGAAUGGAGCGCAAAGCAAAGAUAACUUCUUUAAGAACUUGCAAGCCAAUGAUGUUCUGGGAACGAUUGAGCCUUGUAUCAAGUCUCCUGAUCCCGAUACUCGAACCACAAUUGUUGAUAUGCUUGCUCUUCUUGUCGAUCACAGCCCACAACUUAUACGAGAUUACCUCCUUAGGCAAGCAAAGGACAAGAGUGAUGAUGAAGUCCUCUUGAAUCGUCUCUUGGUCCAUAUGCAGACUGAUCGCGAUGCGGAGUUAACCUCUGGUAGCCAGGUCUCACAGGUGCUUCGGACAUUGCUCGAUCCCGAUAAUAUGGUAUCCAUGCAAAAGUCCGAUAGAUCUGAAUUUUUGAGUUUGUUCUAUCAAAGGUCCAUUUAUACGCUUGUUAGGCCAAUGAUGGAGAACGUGAAGGGUGGAACGAUCAAGCGUGAUGAUUACUGUAUGGCGAACCGUCAAUCCCUAGUCGUUCGGUUGCUUUGCUUUUGUAUCGAGCACCACUCCUUUUCAAUGAGGCAGCACUGCAUUUCGAAUGACCUGCUCAACAAGGUAUUAGUCCUCCUCCAAAGCAAGCAUCACUUCUUGGCUCUAGGGGCCCUGAAGAUGCUACGUACUGUGCUAGCUGUCAAGGAUGACUUCUACAAUCGUUAUAUAGUGAGAGAGAAAGUUCUUGACCGAGUAGUAGAGUGUUUUGUACGUAAUGGGCCUAAGUACAACUUGUUGAACUCGGCGAUGCUUGAACUCUUCGAUUAUAUUCGAUCGGAGGACAUAAAACCACUGGUAAAGUACACUGUCGAGAAUCACAUGGCUGCUUUCGAAGAUGUCACUUAUGUGAAAUUGUUCUCUGAGUUGAAGAUUCGGUACGAACAACAACGUGAUCGUGAAAAAGCUGCGAACGCGGUGAAAGAUGAACGUGUGCCGAGUCCGGCUGCGUUCGCAAAGGAGAGACAGGAAGAACAAUGGUUCGAUGGCGAUGAAGAUGAAACGGAAGUCAAGAAAGAAGCAGCAGAAAAGAAAGAAGCUAAACGAGAUGAUACGCCAAGAAAAACUGGCAUCGAGCCAAUGUUCCCAUCAGUACUCAAGCGAAAGAACGCUUUCGAUGAGGAUGAUGGCGCGGUGUUCAGCGGCCAACCAACCACUCCUCUAGCACCUGUUAAUGCAGUGUCUGAAAAGAAGAUCGUGAUCAAGAUGAAUGACCGAUCGCGGACGCCAUCCCCUUCUGGAUCUCCUUGCUCAUCCACCUCCGUGUCACCAACUCCUCAAGCUCGCGAUGAUGAAGUGUCGUCUUCGCAGAAUCAUAGCAAGGAGAACAGUCCCUCAAUGAGCAUCAAGUCCCUUGUCGACUACGACGAAUCCGAUUCCGACGAAGAUGAAAAUAGUGCGCCCAACGACGCACUACCAUCUUCUUCAACCGGAAGUCCAGUCCCGGCACAGCUCGGUUCCACUACCGAGACCGACGGCAGUGCCGGAGCGGAAACAACGAAAAUCGCCCCAGCUCCACCAUCUGGUGACCUUUCCCCUUGUGAUGACGAUGUCUCAUCCACAAGUGGUGAAGAGGAAACCACUGCUGGUGGAGAUAUGUUCGUACGACGAAAACGACCGUCAAAUAGCGAUUUCGACGAGGAUUUGGCUAAGCGUAGUCGUGCCUCCCCAACGACAGAAACCUAACCUCACAAAGAGACUGCCGUUUGAUUCAUAGAACUCAUAGGUGGCUAAACAACCACCAUACUCGUUGUUGCUGAUCGUUAACAGAUGUAUGUGAUAUGUGGAUCUGAAAUUCUUUUCUUCCUCCCUUUUUAGGAUGCACUUUUGUAAAUAGGUCUGCUGUCAAAAGCUCAAGUUGAUGCUUCGAGUGCGUUUUCCUACACCCAAAAUCACACAUCCCCGUUAUUCCCAUCGCCUUGUAUGUUCGGC
Molecule: messenger RNA, 3262 nt
Organism: Cylicocyclus nassatus
Lineage: Eukaryota; Metazoa; Nematoda; Chromadorea; Rhabditida; Strongylidae
Source: the annotation of a GenBank genome assembly